This is a messenger RNA of Hypanus sabinus (Atlantic stingray), 5845 nucleotides long. It is a transcript of the gene pcdh20, whose product is annotated as protocadherin-20. NCBI's taxonomy places the organism in Eukaryota, Metazoa, Chordata, Chondrichthyes, Myliobatiformes, Dasyatidae. Gene Ontology annotation, cellular component: plasma membrane. The record is from RefSeq and is a predicted model, not a curated record. The transcript is spliced from 2 exons. Gene Ontology annotation, molecular function: calcium ion binding. Gene Ontology annotation, biological process: homophilic cell-cell adhesion. The coding region runs from base 477 to 3131 and encodes 884 amino acids.
AAAUGUUAUUUUAACAUUAGAUUCCGAGAGCCAAUUUGAACCUCUUUUCCAUUGUCUGAAAAGAAUUCUCUGCGUGGCGUAUGUAUAAAAGUACAUAAUGGUGGGACAUCGCUGGAGUUUAUCUUGCCCUCUGGACCUCACCAGGAUAUAAGGCUUGAUAGAAGCGUACUCAUAAUUUUAUGACCUAUUAUGUGGCCGGAUUUUGUCUGUUAAUACUCUUUGAAGUGCCCAGUAAUUUGAUUGCAUGAACCGUUUCGCGUCCUACAUACAAGCCCGUCGCUUGAAGUGAGGAAUACUGUAUUUGCAUAGAUGAAUGGGAGUGGCGGAGAAUGACGAGCAGCAUCAAUUUCCCAUUCACUAAUCUUAAAUGAGAAUGUGAACUACGGGAGGAGAGCUGAGUGAGAGCGAACACAGCCGGCAGUACAGCGGAAAGCUUCUGUUGCUGGGGAUCCUGCCCCCUUGAAAAGUCACUCAGAAUGGAUCGAGACUCGGGCCGGGGUACUGUCCACCAGACAAAGGUCCAGGGAACGCUCUGGUGUUUUUCUCUGGUGGGAUUUUUUCUCGCGAGCCGGAGCUUGGCGUCUGACCUGGUGUACCGAGUGAAGGAAGAAUCCCCGAGCGGGACCCUCAUAGGCAACCUGGCCACCGACCUAAAGUUGGGAGGCUCGUCCGAGUCCAAAGUCACAUACAACCUGGCUUCGCAGCCCGUGGACGGGCGUUUCGUGGAUCUGGACCGGGACACGGGUGAGCUGCGCACAUCGGACUCGGUGCUGGACCGGGAGAGCCUGUGCCCUGAGCAGCCAGAGCGAGAGUGCUGGCUGUUCCUGGACGUUAUCCUGCUGCCGGCCAAUUUCUUUCGUUUGCUCAAGAUCAGCGUCCUGGUGGAGGACGUCAACGACAACGCGCCGCAAUUCCCCGCCGCCAGCAUCGGGGUCUCGGUGGCGGAGAACGCCGAGCCAGGUUCUCGCUACCCGCUGGAGCCGCCGGCCGAGGACCGCGACCCGGGAGCCAACGGGGUCCAGAGUUACCGGUUGGCAGGUGCCCACGAUGGCUUCUCGCUGCUCACCGAACAGGCGGUGAGUGGCAACCCCCCGGUGCCCUGGCUAGUGCUGGAGGCGGCCCUGGACCGAGAGACUCGGGACCUCUACCAGAUGGUGCUGGUGGCCGAGGACGGUGGCUCUCCCCGGCGCUCGGGUACCGCCAGCCUCACCGUCACCGUCACCGAUGUCAACGACAACUGCCCCCGCUUCGUUGAGUCCAGCGUCAACCUUACCCUGAGCUCCAACACCACGGUGGGCAGCCAGCUGGCCCGACUCCGCGCCACCGACCCCGACCUGGGCUACAACGCCCGCAUCGUCUACUCCUAUGCCGACAGGGUGGCCGCCAGCUCGGCGCGACUCUUCCGCCUGGACAGCAGCUCAGGGUUGAUCCAGCUGGCCGCUCCGCUGCCGGACGGCGGGCCGCUGCUGCACCGGCUCACCGUGCUGGCCACCGGCACCGGCUGCAGCCCGGUCACCGCCGCCCUGCGCCUGGCCGUGCAGCCGCUGCAGCCGUCGCCGCCGCGGGUCACCCCACGCUACAUCGCCCUGCAGUCGGACGGUGUGGUGUACCUGAAGGAGAGCGAGCCCGCCCGCACCCCUAUUGCCUUCUUCACGGUGACGGACGCCAAGCACAGGCCGCCCCCUCGCUGCUACCUGCAGGGCCCGGGACCCUUCCGCCUGGCGCCCUACCGAGCCUUCCGCGACGAGUACCUGCUGGAGACCUCCCGCCAGCUGGACUACGAGCUCAUGCCCGAGUAUGAGGUGACGGUGGUGGCAGAGAGCGCCGACGGGCUCGCCCUCAGGACCCGCAUCACGAUCGUCCUGCUCGAUGAGAAUGACAACUCGCCCGUCUUCAGCCAGCCUGUGCUCAACGUGGCCAUCGAGGAGAACCAGCCCGCAGGCAGCUUCCUGGCUCGGCUGAAGGCCAUCGACGCUGACAGCGGGGUCAUGGGCAGUGUCACCUACGCCCUAGCCCCCGGGGCCCUCCCCGUCUUCGUCCUGGACAAGGUGAGCGGCGUGCUCUCCGUGUCGGCGCCCCUGGAUCGCGAAGAGCAGGAGAAGUACCGGAUCGUCGUCAAGGCCUUUGAUGGCGGAACCCCGUCCCGGGAAUCCACGGCCACCGUCCUCCUCACCGUACUAGACACCAAUGAUAACAGCCCCAGAUUCAUUAACAAGGACUUCAAUUUCUUUGUGCCCGAAGACUACCCGAGUUUCAGUGAGAUUGGCGUGAUUGGUGUUGUCGAUGCCGACGAUGGGAAUAACGGCUGGGUGGCUCUGUCCAUACUCAAUGGCAGUGAUCAUUUUGUCAUCGACACGGGCAAGGGGAAUCUGAUGGCCAGAGCGCCCCUGGACAGGGAACAACAGAGCUCCUACAUUCUCUGGGUUCUGGCUAUGGAUGGAGGGGAGCCUGCUCUGUCUGCUGUAGCUAAGGUGACUGUCCUUCUAACGGAUGUCAAUGAUAACCCACCUUUGGUCUUGUUCCCUCAGUCCAACCUCUCUUUUCUACUGGUGGCUCCAUCCACAGCCCCUGGCUCUUCCAUUAUGGAGGUGUAUGCAGUUGAUAAGGACACAGGGAUGAAUGCUGUCAUUGCCUACAGCAUCAUUGGCCACAGAGGGCCUCGUCCAGAGACUUUUGUCAUUGACACAGGAACGGGUAACAUCACCUUGCAUGGGACUUUGGUGAAGAAUGACUAUGGACUGUAUAGACUACUGGUCAAAGUCAGCGACCAUGGUUACCCAGAGCCACUCCACACCACAGUUAUAGUCAAUCUCUUUGUCAACGAUACAUUGAGCAAUGAGAGUUACAUAGAAAACCUGCUGAGGAAGGAGCCUGACAUCAGGAUUGAGGAAAGCCUACCAGAGACCAGGACUGACCCUUUUCAAACCAAAGUUGACAUAUUUCCAUGCCAGACUGUGCUGAUAGCUCUGUCCGGUUUUUGCUUCGGCCUUCUCAUUUUAGUGUUUGCUUUGGUGUGCUACAUCUCACUUAGGAAAAGGAAGCACAGACGUAAAAAUUACAGUGUUACUGAUGUUGAUAUCCCAUUGAACAAAAUUGCUUCAUGUACAUUAGAGAAGAAAUCAGUGAUUUAGAUCUAUAUGUGGGAUUGGAUAAGAGACACGGUGAACUGAUCAAUUAUAGUUAUAUCAGGACACAACAUUGAGAUUACCAACAUCUUUGUUUAAAAUAUAUUUUGUAUGAUGGAUUUAUGUUACCUUGUUCCAAUCUGAUUAGCAAUCAAUUAAUAUAUUGUUUACGGAGCUGAACUACUUGGUGUAGUUUAAGAAAGUGUUCUUGCAAAAUUGCACAUUGGUACUUUGUGUAAAAAGCUUAAACUUGCACAGCUGGAUCUGUGAGUGGCCCCAAUGCUUCAUUUUAUGGCAAUAAAAUGCAAGGCCUCAAAUUUCAGGGGAAAAGAACUGCCAAGAUCCAAUUCAACUCUUGUUUCCUUUUGUGGAUGACCAAGGAAUCGGAAAAAGAUAAGGUAUGAUGCUGAAGUCUGUGUUUGGUGUUGCAUUUGGCUUCAUUGGUGAGAUGACCUUGAAGGUUUCAAUCAGUCUUGAAGUGUUAUUUAAAAAAAAUAUAAAUACAACACUGAUUGUUAAAGUGACUUGGGCAAAAUGGUGUGGGACACAUUUAAAUUGAGGAAAUGGAGAACAAGGUUGAUUACAUACCUAUUAGAAAAAGAAGGUAAAGGAUACUAAGAUUUCUAAUACCCUGUGAAUUAUGUUUAGUUUUAGUAACAGACUUUGCAGAUAUUGAAACAAUGAACAGUUGGGAAGCAAAGGAAACUCUUACUUCUCAAAGAGCAUCUAUAACUGUUAAAGAGACUUCUAUUUAGGUAUUGUUAAGAAAACAUUUUACUUUUGAAGAAUACAUAAAGUUGCUGUUUAUCAUUACAGGUUGCCUUCAGUUCCAAAACUAAUGAUUGAAGCUACCUACAUUGGAAAAGCUGCAACAAUGAACAUCACUAAACAUCUUAUUAGUUUUUGGAAAUCAUGCAUGUCGCUUUUCUCCCUUGCACAAGUCCUUUCUGACACAAAAAUGAAUUUUAUUGAACUGGGCAAUCAGAAAACUCAAGCAACAUAAAAUAGGUGAUUAGAGCAGAAAAAUGUAGAUACUGGAAAUCCAAAAGCCGCUUGAAGUGCUCAGCAGGUCAAGCAACAUCAACGAGGAGAGAAAGAAUCAAUGUUUUGUGUCAAGGAUAGAUAAGGUGCAGAAAUAAGUCCCAAUUUAACAUGAAUUUGUUCUCAAUUGUUCUACUAGUGAGGGGGCCAUCACCUGAAAUGUUGACUGAUUCUUACUCACCCAAUGUUGCUUCACGUGCUGAGUGAGUGCUUCAUGCACUUUCUGUUUUUGUUCAAAAUAACUGACUUAACUAGUCUUGUUGAAAGUUUCAUCUAGAAUAUGGGAAUGGAAUUUAAAUUGGAUUCAAUUUGACAAGAACAAUAUGAGCAACAACAUUUGUGUAAAAACUUAGUUUGUGAACAUUUGUACCUAAGUCUAAAAGAGUUAUAAGAAAUUUUGUGUUGCAAAUAAAUUAUUUAUUUUUAUUUAAAAUAAGACCUUAGAUAAAGUUCAGACUUUAAAUAAAAACUCCAUUUGUAAAAUGCAGAAUAAAUGUUUUUUUUUAGUGUACCACCAGAGAGCUGUUUGUUCACACUUCUGGGGUUGCAGUGGCACAGCUAGGAUAGUCACUGCUUUGUAGAGCCAGACACUUGGGUUCAGUCAUGACCUUGGGUGGUGUUUGCGCGGAGUUUGCACGUUCUCCCUUUGACGACGUGGGUCGCCUCUAGAUGCUCUGGUUUCCUCUCUCAUGCAGUCAGUAGGUAAAUUGACCACCGUAAGUUGCCUUUUGUGUGCAGGUGAGUGGUAUCAUCUGUGGAAGUUAAAGAAAAUAGUUUUUUUAAAAUGGGAUCAAUACAGGAUUUGUGAAAAUGGGUGGCUGGUGGUCCAAAGCGCCUGUUUCAUUGCUGUAUUUCUUGAUUACCUUAAUUCAUUAGGAUCUUCCUGGCUUUGUGUUUAAGGGACUGGAUCAAAAGAUAUAUAUUUUGCAUUUAAAAACCACUAGAAACUUGACACAAGAAUUUUAUUAAUACCAACCUAUCAUUCAGGUAAUAUCAAGUGAAAUAAUAAACUUAGCUUUUCACACUAAUCAUCUCUCAUUUAUGCUGCAUCUUUUAUGUAUGUAUUGGCUAGUCCUGUGAAAUUUAAGCCUCGGUAUGGAGUUCAAUUAAAACUCUUUUAACCAUAAUUUCAAUUAAUUUGAUCAGGUGGUAGAAAUAUAUUAUCAAGAUUGUGGGUAUCAGUCUGUUUUUGCACUGAAGCAGAUCUGUUUUGACAGUUGUCAGAAGAUCAUCGGGUUUUAUAUUUACUCAAUCACUAAUCAAUGGCUAAGCCCAACCUUCAUGUCCUUUCUACAAGGUGGCUCAUUAGGGCUGUUCAGAGUUCAGUUAAGAGUCAACCACAUUGGUGGCUCCAGAUUCAAAUAAUAUUAAUACUCUUCAAGUUGUUACAUCAUUUCAUUAUUUGAAUUUAACUUUGCUAGUUGUUGAAUUGGGAUUAAAAUUGGGGCCUCUGGAUCGAGUAAUACAAGUGUUGAGAUACUUGCCCAAUAACUUAAUUGCUAUGCUAUCAUCCCUCAGCUCCCAAGCCUACUAAUGUCGAUUAGAAUUUAAACUCUGUUACAGUUUAGCAUAGGAUAAAGUAUAGCUUCUAUUUGGUACAUUAUGAGAUUUUUAACUAUUUUUGAGCAGUUCCUUGAACAUUUUUUAUUUAAGUAUAAUUUUAAAAUAUCAAUAUUGCU